Xyrichtys novacula (pearly razorfish) is the source of this 23533-nucleotide messenger RNA. The record is from the annotation of a GenBank genome assembly. NCBI's taxonomy places the organism in Eukaryota, Metazoa, Chordata, Actinopteri, Labriformes, Labridae.
CGACACCCCGUGAAUGUAACCCCUGAUAGGAGUUUUUGCUUCAGCAGGUUUUUCUCGACGACGGCCGAGUGUGCUCGAUUUUGACACCAGUGAAUCCCGUAUCUGCCCUCUCUGUUCCCAAACAGUCUAACACUUCCUGAAGGCAAACAAAGGUAUGUCGAAAACUGGAAUACUGACUCUGUGUGACUUUAUUCUGCGCAGUUUGAUAAGAGUAGACUAAUGCGGGAAAUGAGAGAUUUCUGACCUCUGUCCCAGUGCAGGUCUGAAACAUUCACCUUUGAACUGCAAACAUGAACAGACUGCAGGUUUUAAAGUAAGUAGCUCAGACAUUCCUCAACUCUUAAAACCAUUAUUUAUCAACGAGCUUACCGCAGAAGAGGUGGUAAUAUGCUGUUUAUCCUGUUUUAUAUGCAAAUAUAAAGUUAGUUAAGUUAAAAUACUGAAUACUACCUACACGUGGGAAGAGUUCAGGUCGUGAGGUAAAAGUGUGUUGCAAGAACAGAAGAUUUGCUCAAGUGCGACAUUACAAAUUCUUAUUAUAAAAGCAAAAUAAACGCAACACUGACCUAAAAAACAUAUUUCCAGGUCAGAUUUAGGGUCCAGAACUUAUUUAAUGAUUUAAAAUUAAAAGGAGAGAAACUGGUUUACUCAAUGAUGACUGUGAGGCAUGGCAGCAGUGGAGGAGGCUUCUGGAGGGCCAGGGGUUUCUUAAAGAGACAGUAGCAGAGAUUAAGAUUUUUAAAGACCCUAGCCUUAGAUAGUGAAAAAAGAGCUAAAUUGUCGUUGUUGACGUUUUCUUCCGCUUAUCCGGGUCCGGUUCGCCGGGGCAGCAGCUUCAGGAGGGAAGCCCAGAUGGCCCUCACCCCAACCACUUCCACCAGCUCUUCCAGGGGGACUCCUGGGCGCUCCCAGGCUAGGCAAAGAUAUAAUCUCUCCACCUAGUCCUGGGCCAGCUACGAGGUCUCGAGGACAUGUCUGGAACACCUCUAACGGGUGUUCCGGACAUGUCCCACCGGAGGCACACCACUGAGUUCCUCCCGAGUGUCCAAGCUCCUUACCCUCUCUCUGAGGCUGAGCCCAGACACCCUGCAAAGGAAAAACAAUUUCGGCCGCUUGUAUCCGCGAUCUUGUUCUUUCGGUCAUUACCCAAAGUUCAUGACCAUAGGUGAGGAUCGGAACAGAUCGACCAGUAAAUCGAGAGUCUCGCCUUACAGCUCAGCUCUUUAUUCACCACGAUAGAUCGGUUAAGCGUCCACAUCACUGCUGACGCCGCUCUGAUCCGCCUGUCGAUCUCCCGCUCCAUCAUACCCUCACUUGUGAACAAGAUCCCGAGAGAUCCCAAGAUCCCCUUUUUCUGACUGAGGACCAUGGCCUCGGACUUGGAGGUGCUGAUUCGCAUUAUGUCCAUAAAGGUUAUGAACAGAACCGGACGGCUAAAUUGUGUAAAGCUACUACCACAACAAUCACAGGGUCAUUAUAAAACCUUAGAAUUAACGUAGUACCACCUUCUUUAUCAUUUUAACUGUCCACAGUGAUUUUCUCUCAUGUUUUCUUUUUGCUUUACUUCUGCAGGGAGACUUUAUUCGCCUUGGAUCUUGCCCAAAGACAGGCGCUGGUAGGUUCAGCAAUAGCAGCUGGUGGUUUAUUGGCGUACCUGUACUACAAGAGCAGACAGGUGAAAACCAUUCCUCUUGGUCAUGGAUGGUGGGGAGCCGGAGAGAAACCACUGACAGAGGAUGAUAAAAUCUAUCCCUUUACUGUCGAAACAUCCGAUGAAGAAAUCCAGGUACUUGAAGCUCUAAUUUACCGACUCUAUACCGAUUUUUCUAUCAGCUGGGGAGACGCUGAAAAAGCAAAAAGUCCCUCUGUGACAUCUGAAGGAGAAUAAGUUGUGUCUGUAGACCAGCUCAGUAGUUUAGAGGAAAGUAACUGACUGUAAUCGACAGGAUCUUCAUGAGCGCAUCGACAAAAGCCGCUACACCGAGCCUUUAGAGGACAGCUGCUUCCACUACGGCUUCAACUCGACUCACCUGAAGAAAGUGGUCUCUUACUGGAGACACGAGUUUGACUGGAAAAAACAGGUGGCAGAGCUCAACAAGUUUCCGCACUUCCAAACUAAGAUAGAAGGUACUGUCAGCUCUGUAACCGCUGCAUGUUUAGCUCCAGUUUUCUUUCCUUUUGACCCCACUGUGUGACUUUGGUACAGGGCUGGAUGUGCACUUCAUCCACGUUCGACCUCCUCACCGUGAGAGUCAGAGGGUCCUGCCUCUCAUGCUGGUUCACGGCUGGCCCGGGUCCUUCUACGAGUUCUACAAGAUUCUUCCUCUCCUCACAGAGAGUCAGGGCGAUGUCGUGUUCGAGGUCAUAUGUCCGUCCAUCCCUGGUUACGGUUUCUCUGAAGCUCCUCAUAAACAAGGUGUGUCACACUGAAAGAACGUAGACCAGCGUUAAAGGGAUGUAAAGUUUAAUGCAUCAGUGUGUCUGUAACUUAACUGUUUCAGAUGUUUCAGAAAAAUUAAUUCAAGUUUAUUAUGUUGGUGUGCAUUUUAAUACACACAUUGGAAGUUACAAAGGUAGAUAUUCAUACUAAUGAGCCCCCUCCAGAGAUGAAUGUUGCCGACCGCUUGCUUCUCUAGUUAUACCAACUUUAGUAAUGACCACAGGAUAGUGAUACACAGCGGUCUGAGGAGCCAUAAACAAACCUCAACCAAAACGCCACUCUAUAGCCACAAAUAAUGCUCAGAACAGCACCUAACUUCAUCAACAGGACAUAUAGGGUCACAGCCAUAGUACUAUAUUCAGAGUUGUUCUAACUCCUAAGAAAACAUAAACUUAAGCGAGGGCGCUUCUCCAUCUCUGUAGUCCAUAAGUUGGGCCAAUAAACUUCUACUGUAGUAAAAUGAAAAGGUAAAGGUGUUUUUAUUGAGCCGAAUUAUCAAUAAAAUAAUGAUUUUGUUAAUGGGUAUGAAUAUAUGUGCUGUUGAGUUAAUAUCUUUGGACAAGAGCACAGUAAAGUUAAAUCAGUGAAUUCUCCAAUGAGGUUCUGUUACCAAAUGGAACUACACCAUGUUCUACUUAGGUUAGUACAUAUAGGGUCACAGCCAAACAUCUUCUUAACUUUGACUUAUUUCUACAAAGAGACUAAACACAACUCACCUACUCUCUUCCAGCAGCUGCUUGUUUGAGACCUCAGGCCAGUCCAUUGCGGACUACAGCGGGGUGACGCAGCUCAAGGAAGAACAUUUAUGAUCAUUUCUUUAUCAUUUCCUUGAAGUAAUAAUCAUCAUAUUAAUCAUUUUUCUCUGCAGACGCGGUAGUUCUUCUGUCUUAGCGUCUCGGUCUGAUUGUAUUUCCAUGAAGAAAUGAUCAUAAAUGUUCUUCCUUGAGCUGCGUCACCCCGCUGUAGUCUGUAAUGGACUGGUCUGAGGUCUCACUACAAACAAACAGCUGCUGGAAGAGAGUAGGUGAGUUGUGUUUAGUCUCUUUGCUAAAGAAAUUAGUGAAAGUAAAAAAAAUGUUUGGUGUCUAGUACUAUGGCUGUGACCCUAUAUGUCCUGUUGAUGAAGUUAGGUGCUGUUCUGAGCAUUAUUUGUGGCUAUAGAGUGGCGUUUUGGUUGAGAGGUUGUUACUAAAGUAACUCUUGAUGGGGUGUCUAACUCUGUGUUAUGGUGUGUUUGACCCUAAAUUAAUUUUACGCCGGCAUAUCCCUUUAAAGUUUCAGGAACCUUCCCCGGGGUACAUUCAGGCACUCGCUGUGGGGAUGGGAGUCUCUCAACGCCCCGAGACGAUCAGACUCGUCCCAUUUUAAUCCAUCAUGAGUGUAACACUAACAGCAGCUAACCCGGCUUUAUGUUCUGAUAUUCACGGAUGUGUUUUCCUGUUUUUGUCAGGAUUUGACAGCCUCGCUGCGGCCCGAGUUUUCCUGACACUGAUGGAGCGUUUGGGAUUCUCACAGUUCUACCUGCAAGGAGGAGACUGGGGCUCCCUCAUCACCACCAACAUGGCGCAGAUGAAGCCAGAGUAAGACAACAACAUGAUCUCUCACGGAGAAACAAGCCCCGGCUCAUCUCUGCGUUUGACGUGUUUGUUUCUACAGAAGGAGCAUUGUGACAUUCUUCCUGAAAUUGUGAAACAGUGCCUGCUGUGUGCAAAGAGCUCUAAUAAGCAGAACCUGCUGACACAAGACAUUUCUGCAGACUGAGGCACUUUGGGGAUGUUUUGCAAAAAGAAAACAGAUAAAAACUUGCACUUAAAGCUAUAAAGUCACUUUCUUUGCAGAUUUAAAUGCCAUUUUAUCUCCACUCUGGUGUCAAAGCGGUAUUUUUUCUUUUGUAAUCUGUUUCCUCUCUUCACCAGGUGUGUGAGAGGACUCCACCUCAACAUGUUCAUGUCAAAUCGAGGAUUGAAAGUGCUCCUGUCCCUCAUGAUCGGCCGUUAUCUGCCCUUCCUGGUGGGUUUUAGUCGAGAGGAUGUUCGCCGGCUGUUUCCCUUCUUUGAGAAAAACGUCUGGGAGAUUUUGAGGGAAACUGGCUACCUUCACAUCCAGGCUACUAAACCAGACACUGCAGGUGAGAACAUGAUCAGCAGAAAUGAUGCAAAUGUAUUCCUGUAUUUUGUCAUCUCGGUACCUUUUAAGCUGUAAAUGUUGUUAAACUCUUGUCCGCAGGCUGUGGAGUGAACGACUCUCCUGUAGGUUUGGCCGCCUACAUCCUGGAGAAGUUCUCCACCUGGACUGAUUUGAAGAACAGAGAUCUGGUGGAUGGUGGGCUGGAGAGGUACAAGACGAACCGUAACUUGUUAAAGACAGAGUCAGCAGGAGUUUUGUGUGAAAAUAUGGAUGUGUUAUUUCAGGAAGUUCACCCUGGAUGACCUUUUGACCAACGUCAUGAUCUACUGGACCACGGGCUCCAUCGUGUCCUCCAUGCGCUUCUAUAAGGAGAACUUCAAGCAGGAUCCUGAGAAAAGAGUGGAUGGAAGGUAUGCAGCAAAAUGUAAAACCUGAAAGAGACUUUGACCUCAAAUUCUGCUCUGAGUGUCUUCAUUUUGUCAAUCCUGCACAAUAGAUACAACAUAAUCACCAAAGAGUCAAUAGAAAAAACACAAAUAUUGCUAAGCACUCACAUCUCUGAUUUAACUUUGUAUGUGGUGUAAAGAUUUCAAGAGCAAUCCUUGCUUAAGUGCAGAUGCAGAGCUUGGAGUUGAAUGCUCCAUCUGAGCUCAAACUAAAGCUUAUAUUUUAUUUAUUCCACAAGGUAAAGUUCAAGUGUAAUCCAUACCUGCCAACACUCCCGUUUUUCCCGGGAAUCUCCCAUAUUUCAGACCUAUCUUCCGCCCACCUCCCGUAUUGUCAUUUCUCCCGUAGUUUGAUGGUCCACAUUCAUUCAUGAAUCGGAUCACGAUAUUUGUCCAAACUUUCCAGACAACCGAUGACUGUCCUGUGUUUCUGCUGAGCCUCACAGACUCUGGACUGAUCCUUUGACUUUACAGUUUGGGAUGAUUCAGGUCGGUUUAAGCUGUAAACUACAUUUAAGCCGUGUUUGUGUCAAAAUGAACACUUCACUGAAAGGGAAACAAAUAUGAGAUACAAUAUUUACGUUGAUAGUCUUGCACGUCUCGGAGUGAUGCGUUCAGGGCAGCCUCAGAUAAAAGAGUGCUGUAUUUUACACACAGAUGUUCAGAGAGCCUCAUACGGGAGAGCAUGUAAAACAUAUGGGGACUUUAACACUAAUACUGGUGGACUAAAUAAGUUUAAGGCAUAUCGUAGUUAUUAAAGUGUGCAGCUUCACUUAGACUUAUUUGGAUGAGUAAUCUAAUUACAAAUACUCUCAUAAUUAGCUCAUAUCCACCAGACAAGGGAACCCCAAAACUGCCCAGUGCACACCAUAAAAAAUCCCCCGGAUUUUAUAACCCAAGUGUUGGCAGGUAUGGCAUAAUCCCAUUAAAGAGCUCUUUUCACACAUAAUCUCCUGAUAUUUUCUGAAUAAUUUUAGGACGUUUAGGCUCUGAUAUUUUCUGAAACUUGAUGCUCUCAUGUGCAGUUGUUUAUUUAAGAUUGUGGCUUUUGUGUGUUCAGUGAAUGUCCCACCAACUGAGUCAUUAUGGCAUCCCUCACCUUGAUUUUUGCUGAUGUUUGACCAGGAUGCUGACAUGAAAAAAAAGUCAGGGUGGAAAUGCGGCUGUUAGUGUUCAUAAAUGCAGGUCACUCAGAUAAAGUUGGGAAAAUUUCAGGAGUUUUGUGCCUGUUUGAAAGAAGCUUAAAUGGCCAAAUGCUGAGAGCCAAAACAAAGAACUUUUUGUUGCACAUUUUAUAACGUGUUCAAGUUUUUUUUGCAACACUACAGGAAGACAAAAAAUCUGGCACAACUUCACCAACUUCCAAGGUGCUUGGAGAAAAAGGAUCUGAAAGAGGUCAAAAGAGCUGCAGCAGCACUUGUGGUUCAGGAAAACAGCUUCAAAUAAAGCUGUUUUCCUGAACUACAAGUGCUGCUGGAGCUCUUUUGACCUUUUGCAAAACUACAGAUACAAAGUGGCUCCACAGGUAGUGGCCAAAUACUCACUCUCAAAACAGAGGCUUUUAUUUUGUCAUUUUAAUGCACUGAAGUAGGAGACUGUACUUUUUUUGUACUUGUACUUUGUUUUUACUGUUAAAAUGUACUUUUCCUCUGUGCUGGUUUUAACCUGUCGAACGCCAUCCUCUGUUUCAGGACGGAUAUAUUCGUUCCCACUGGCCUGGCUGCCUUCCCCGGGGAGCUGAUGCACUGCCCCAAAUCCUGGGCACAGAUCAGGUACCGGGACAUCCGCUCGUACACCUUCAUGCCCCGCGGCGGACACUUCGCUGCCUUUGAGGAGCCUCAGCUGCUCGCCGACGACAUUUUCAAGUUUGCGAAGAAAGUGGAGAAGCUUUAAUUCUGGUAUAGGUUUUCUUUGUUGUACCUCUUUGUGUUUUAUCAUUCCAAAUGAGACACAAACGCACAAUCUCUACACUACACUGUCUCUCUCUGCAAGGCUGCAUCCAAAACUGCACCACGAAGCUUUUUUGGAUUUGAUCAUGUGAAAAAGAAAAGUGACGCUAUUUUUGUAGAUUUUAAUAAACGUAAACCAAAUGAAGAUUUUAUUCAGUGUAAACAAAGACACAGAUGGUACUGGCAUUCAACUGGAUCCACAGUUUGGAUUAAAUGAAUAUAAUGCAUUAAAUCUCUUUAGUUUUGAUAAAGUUAUUGCACUAACUUCACGUGUGUUUAUGAGUGUUUUUUUAAAAAGGUUUGAAAACAUCCCUCAUAAAUAUAAAAUACAUUGUGCUUCUCAAAAGAUCCAAAUAGAAUAAUUCUCCUUACUGCCGUAAAUGACGCUUUUUAAUAACACUUAAAAAAAUUCAAUUCAUAAUUCAUUAAAAUAUUCACAAAUAUUUGUUCAACAUUCAUCUGAACAGCCAAUAAAAUUGAGAGGUAUCACAUCCGCUCCGUAAAGAGAGCGCUGAUUUCACUCCUGAACAUUUACGCUAACUUCCCGAUCCCUUUGAUAGUCACAGGCGCCUGAAACCAGACAUAAUCCUGCCAGUCCGACUCCUCCGCCCUCAGGUUACUCGAAAGAGCGAUAACUCGGGUCUUUACACGUGUCGGCACUUUGAAUUGUAGCUUCGGGCGGAACCAUGUGACGCCGCAGUCCCUGUGAGCCAGCACUAAGACUGUGGUGGGCAACAGACGCACCGGUUUGCUGUCAGACAAAAGGUCGGCCACGAAAAGAGUGCGGAAGAGAUGCCUCAAACACGAGGACACGCGUAAACUCUGCUCGCCGGCAGCCACUUCCAGAUCCUCCAUGUUGAUCUCGUAAAGCUCCUUGGGGACGAUGAGAGAACCGCCCAUGAGCAGCAGGACACGAGGAACCCUGCUGAGGGAGAACAGGCCCUCCAGCUGCUGCAGCACCUCCUCCAGCUCCUGGAGGGUCUGUUGACACUUUCUCCAGUCUGUGUUUGCAGACGGGGCCGGCCUUCGAUUCACAGAGUCUUUAUCCUGAAAAACAAAGAUUUUCUGUUUACGUCACACCUGCUUUAACUCUUCUCAGUUCAUGGUCAUCUUGCCACAGCAGCAGGACUGGAUGUUUGACAGACUGGACCGAACUUUGACAGAUUAUGUAGCUGAAACUUCAGUUUUUUAGUUGAUUUUAUUUACCGAAAAAACUACUUAAGUUGGUAUAACUAGAGAAGCAAGCCGUAGGCAACAUUCAUCUCUGUAGGGGGUGUCUAACUCGGUGUUACGGUGUUUUUGACCCCACAUUAAUUUUACGCUGGAAUGUCCCUUUAAGGAUUGUGUUACUUUGAAUUUGUGUAUAUCCCACAGUUUUUAUUGGUUUUUGUUUAUUAGGCACAUUAGGAUGAUUGAAGUUUCUUGUUUCAUUUGGUUCAGGAGCCAAGUAGUGAGAAAAGUGGUCAUUGUAAGUGAAGAUGCACAUGAAUGUCAGGUAUGGAUCUGCAUCCUCUGGGUAAACUCUCCCAGAAAUACCAGGUAGAAACAAUCUCCUGAUGUUCCUUCCUUCAUUUACCUGCAUCGACGCCUCCUGCUUCUUCUGAGAGUACACCAGCUGGUCGUACGUCAUGGGUAGCUGCUGUCUCUGAUACAGGAUACACUUGAGGAUCUCGCUGACGAACCUACAGCAGCCUUCUUGGGUUACAGUGCCAGAGAAGACCACAUUCACCAGGCCUUCCUCCUGUGCUCUCCUCACCACCUCUGCAUCCAUGUCCUCUUUGUUGGUCUGCUGUUUACCGACAGUCACGCUGAAAUCCUGCGGGUUUCUCUCACCAGAAGAGUUCUCCUCUCUGGAGUCAUCUGCCCAAAUCAAUAACAGGAUAAUGAAAUUAGAGCGAGCAUGUGACCCUGUUCUCUCAAUUUAAGAUGGUUAAAUGUUAAUAAAAUCCAUCAGGGAUUGUAUUAUAAUAAAAGGUAUUUACCACAGUCCAAGAAUAGUGAUCCAGAAUUGUGGGACUGUUCAGAUAAGAUCCAUAAAUACUUAGUUUUGGGUAAUUUACACAUGAUUUUGACUUUUAAUCUAAUAAUUUAGAUGUUUUAAUCAUUGUCACCUUUGCCUUAUAAUUAUAUGAUAUGAGUUUGUCAUAAUUUUAGAUUUUUCAUUCACAAUAAUCAGUUACUCUCUUAUGAUUGUGACUUGCUGCGCAAUAGUUAUGACUUAAUAAUUCAUAAAACUCAUUACUAUGAUAACUUUGGUUUAACAAUCUCCUAAUCUUGACUUUUCAUCCCCUUAUAAAGGCUGACUCUUUCAUUUUUGACUCACUUUGUCCUGAUUUUCACAUUUAAAAUCCAUAAUCUGGACAGUCAUGAUACACUUAUGAAUUAUAUUCUUAUUAUUGUGACUCCUCUAAUAUCUGACUUCAAAUCCACUCAUUUGAACUUUUUCCUUCUUAUUAUUAAUCAUUCAUUUUUUUAACUUACAUAAGGAAAUCUUCACUUUCUUCUCAAAAUUAUUGCACAGUAUUGUGGUUUUCUAUCACUUAGGUUCAGUCUCUCUGUUUUAUAAUUAUAUUUUGCACAGGCUUUUAUCUUGAAAAGUUAAUUUUCAUGCCAGAAAGUAGAAAAGUGGUCAUUCCUACCUGUUGUUGUGGUUGUAGAAGGAUUAGUCGUGUUUUCCUUGUCAUUGCUGGUGUCCACACUCGUCUGUUUCUCAUUAUUCCGUUGUUCAGAAGAAAAGUCACUCAUUUCUUUUGCAUUUUUCACCUUCAAACUCGAUUUUUCUGCUCGAGGUGGGGACGAUGUUUGUUCGGCCAUUUCCGUACAGAGUCGGCCUGAACUCGAGUCCUCCGAAACAUCCUUGAACGUUCUAACUUUACAUGAUAUAUUCGGUUUUUCCGGGUCGUUAGCAGCAUUUUCAGGCGAAAAUGAAAGGCGCCUCCUCGUCCUGCUGUCCUCGCUGUUAUCGAUAAACUGCUUAUUUACAUCUUCAGUGUUUGUGAUUGUUUUAAAUAUCGCCGAGUCUUCCGCCAUAGUUUUGAACGUCCCCGCCGGCUUUGUCCGCAUUGCAUCAUGGGAAGCGUGGAGUGACGCAUGCCGCGUUCAUGUUCCAUUAAAAAACAUGGAAAAAUGAUUUUCUCUGGAAAUGAUCGCCCGGAUAUCAUAAACUCGCGACACAUUUAAAUCCUAGUUUUGGGCAAAGUUUGUCUGAGAUCGUUGAUAAAUCAAAGAAACCGUGUUUUCCAUUAAUCAUGUUGUUUUGCACCGAGCUGAAACUUUUUUACAGUUUGUUUGAAACCAUGCUUCCGUUUUCUCCGCGGUGUCUUAAAUGCAUCCUGUCGGUUAAAUAUUCAAAAAUCGAUGGUAGUCUGUGCUGUGAACAGAUCUAAUCUCGGUUUAUCAAUCUAAAUUUAAGAAAAAUACAGUUAACUUGAAGCUUCUUAUGUUGUAAAUUAUGUAAUAUUAAACCUAAUGUGUUUUUUGAAUGUUUCCCUGUGGUUAAAUUGUGCAAAACACAGAGUGGAGGUGGACCUGAAAGGCCCCAGAUGUGAUAUUUAGGAUAAUCUUCAGUGUUGUUCACACACUCGUCCUAUCACAUUUUGUUGUUUUCUGCUCAUUUAUGCCUUUUAUUUACAUCAGAGCUGCCAUUUUUUAAACAUCCCAUUUUCCUUGGAUUACUCGGGCUGUUUGACCUGGCCUUCUACUCCUCAGUGGGGUUAUCUGAGGGACACAGCUGACCUGAAACCUUCACUUAUGACUUCUUACAUAAUCCAAACAACAGGAGAAGGUAUUUCUUUUAAUGUUGGUUUUAAUCUUUGUCAUAAAGUGUAUAAAUUAAUAGAGUAAAUGAAAUACAAUUUUUAGGUGUUAUUAUUGAUGAUCAAUUGACCUGGAAAUCACAUAUUAAUUGAGUAAAAAGUGGAAAAUAGCAAAAACGAUUGCUAUGUUAAACAAAGUAAAGGACUACUUAGAUAAAAAUAAAGCUUUGUACCUCUUGUAUAAAUCGAUUAUUGUUCCAUAUCUGACCUACAUUGUUUAAGUGUGGAGAAUGUGGAGAAUCUGGCACCAUGGUGAGAGACCUGGUGAGUAGAACCCUCACCCUCACUGUAUCCCCCCAAUAAAAUCACGUGUUUCCAUAAUUUUACUGACAAAACGCUUACUGCAUAAAAAGUACGAGUUAUAAAGACUUGCAGGAAUUUUUUUUAUACAUAGUCCAUCAAAGUUUAAUAUUUCCUUAAAUGAGAUGUCAGCCAGGUUAAGAUCUUUAGAGGCAGUAUUUGGCACCUCAGUCCUUCAAUUUAAAAGGUCAGCAUUAAAGACUUCUCCCUACAAUUUUACUUAGGUUAAAUCGCCAACUUGCACGCCAUUACUUGCCCUUUAAAUUACCCGCUCAAUCAUCAGGGACGCCCAGGAUGUCACAGUGUUACAACACAAGAGCUUACAUUGCAGAAACCCUCAGCAGAGCUCACUGUGUGUGUGCAGGAAACUUUCCCUCCUCUCUCCAUUAGAAACUGGCGAAUGGAGGCUUCGUCAGACGUCCUCCCUUCCCCUCCUCUCCUCUCUCCUCUUCUCCUCUUCAUUUAUCUCCAUGUUUCUCCCCUCUAAUCAGAAAAUGUGAUGAGUGCAGCAGCCCGCAGCUUUCCUCCGCUCACCUUGCACAGCAUUGGAAAUUUCACAUUACCGGGGAGGUUUCUGCUUGUCUACCAGGAGACUUGUGCAAGGUCAUCAGCAGAGCUGCUGUCAACAUCCCAGAUAAUUAUAUAUGGCUCUUAAUGCUUACUAUCUGUUACUCUGUAAUUAAAACAAGAGGGCAUGCAGCUCAUAGUGGAAUUGCUUUUCUGCUUCACUGAGUCCAUAUCAGAUGAGCUGUUGUUUGUGAUGUUCUGCAGUCUUUGCAUGUGCUGAGCUGCGGUCACGGUACAGCGUGGACACUCAAAUUAAUAGAACAUAACGGGAGAAAAAUGGAGAUGUCAUCCUAAAGCACACUGUGUGACAGAGUGGUUUUAUUAUACGAGUCUAAAUGUGCAGUUUUCUCAUUUUUAAAAAUAUUUAACAGAAAGGUAAAGGAUUAAUCCCACAAAUCUGUGAAGGCCUGUGCGGUGAGAUGUUUCAACGAAGCCAAAAUGAUGCUGCGUCCCUCCAAAAAGGAGGUCGGGUGAGAAACUUUAACUCAGGAAGUGAUGCUGCUUCUUAUAUCUAAGUCUUAAUGUGUUAAAUAUAAUCAGAAUUAAUCAGCUUUUAAAUGUUGAAACAUUCAAAAACCCCACAAGGCAGUCAUCAUUUAAAGCUCCUGCCGCUAACAACCUACAAACACAAACCAGACUAUCAGCAGCAGGUAUAAUGAUCUCUAUACAAUGGUUUUUAAUGCUUGAAACCACAGCAGACGGAAUAUUUCUAAAACAAGGCAUUCGAAAGCUCUUCACAUGAGACAUUCAAGGAAUCAUUAAAAAACAGAAAGAAACAUAUUGAAAAAAAAAACAUUGAAAAGUGAUUAAAACGAGCCGUUAUCAAUCAAUGCAAAGUAGGUCUCAGAUGAAGUGAUAAACAGCAUACUGCAGGGAGUGAUAUGUAAAGCUUCUAUAAACUUAUCUGAGCAGUUAAUGAAAACAGGAUCUGAUGUCAAGAAAGAAACAAAAGAAAAUCAGCAAAGAGAGAAUCACAAAAAACAGUUUACUGCAUCAGUCCAACCAAACUGGAAUUACUCGUCACGUAAAAGAGUACCAAAUAAACUUUACAACAACAACAACAACAAGCUGCAGGUUCGUAUUGUUUUAUGAAAACUCAAACUCUGGUUUGUGUAAAUACUUCUUAGGAAUGUUAAAAUUAACAUCUCUGACCAAGCGAGAAGAGGAGUUGGAACAGUCUACAGCAGGCUUGAUAAUCUUCUUGGAUUAUUAUUGUCGUAUAGCAGCUUUGCCUCUAAUAUUGUGGCCUGUUUGAGUUUCCAAAGCCGUGCCAGUAAACAAACCUGCACAGAUAUUUUCUCUGUAAUUUCCUCUCUGUCACGCUUGUGUAAAGCCUAAUUGCUCCAUGCAUGCCAUUGUUUAGGAACCAGCCUCUCAGGGUCUCUCUUCUUCUUACUGCACACACCUGCAGCAGCAUUGGUUAAGGUACUAUACUUUGCAUAUAACUGAUUAUUCAUUGCCAAUGCAAGCAGAACAAUGCAUGCACAGUAAUGUGGCUUUCCACCUCUGCUGCAUCAAUUUUCACAGUCGACAGUGAAGUGGAGCCUGUUUUGUUCUCCUUUGGUUUUGUGCCAUUCACACAUCAGCUCUGAAAACCUUCAUUCAUUUCUGCUUCUGUGCUUUUCUCUGCCGUCUAAAAUCAAAGUUUUGAUUGUGUUUCUGUCUUGGCAACAGCUAUUCAGAGGUCUGCAAUGACUGCUGCAGAAGAGGUCCACACCCACGGACUGUGGAGGCCUGAGAGUGAGAGACCAGAAGAGAGAUGGACCUUAUGGAGAGUGAGACAGAGUAAGGUUUCUGUGUUAGCGGUCUUCAGCUGGUUUGCUCUGUUAGGUUGGUGUUACCUCUGGAUUCUCUCUGAUUCUCUAUGAGGUUCAGCUCAGACUAGUCUGAAACCAUUUUGGGGAAAUUUGGGCGCCGUGGGCAGGUGCUCAGUCCUGCUGGAAAACAACAUGAGCAUCUCUGUAAAGCAUGAAGCGCUCUCGAUAAAAGACGGUAGACCAGAAGCAGCAGAGGACAUGACACCUCAAACCAUCCCAGACUGUGGAAACUUCACAUCUAAAAUGACAGCACAUCAGAUCAGUAACCGUUACUUGCUCAGAUAAACAUGCUCUGUGUAUUAGAUUGUAGUGUGCAUGAAAUAACAGAGUUAGAUACGACUUCUGCCUCAUGUGUAAGUGUGAAAUUGUUUUAUUUUAUCAAAUGUAAAAGGACAACAUGAUAUCAGCUGACACCGCUGAUAUCUGGAUCUCAUAAACUGAUGAUUAAAGAUGUUUUUAUUAUUUAUUGAGGGGCAGUUUAUCCCAAAGUCAUCAGCACAACACUGAUAAUAGAGAGAAAAGACUCUAAAUCAGGUUUUUAAAGUUGAAUCUUAUCUCACAGUGUCCUGAAUUAUUAUCUCAUGGUAUAAUAUCUUCCAUGUCUCCCUGCUGCCAGCCUGAACUGGGCUUAAACACUUUUCAAAGUUUCCUUUAAAACUCUCUCGGUGUUGGUAAAUGUCGUCCCUGAGGAGCUCUAAUUAGUCCUGUUUAUCCGCUUUGUGUCAAGAUCCUUAUUUCAUCUUCAAAGCCUUUUGCAUUUUUUCCGUCUUAAGCAGCACUUUGGUCGCUGGGCUGCUUUACUUUCCCUCUGUGAUGUCUCCUCUUUUGAACUCAAUGAGGAUCUCUCAGUCAUGUUUUCCUCUUUCACAGGCGUGGUUGGAUUCGGCGUUGCCUCGUGAGACGCUGAGUAAGAUCCACCUGGUGGACCCGGAGGGCCGACGCCUCGUGUUUUGACGAGAUCCAGACUGGAAGAAGGAGCAAACAUCAACAAAUCCCGGCACUGUGAUCUCAGCUGUAGGUAAAUGACACCGCGGCGUGACUGCCACACCUUUCACAGCGCCUUUUCAGACAGUCGGCUCGAUAACAGUGAUCAUGAGUAAUGAUCGUUUUGUGCGUAAGGAGGGUGAUUAUGCUCACUGUGGAAACACUCCACCCAUUUCACAUCACAAGAAAUAUUUGAAGCUGAAGUUCAGAGUUAUUUUUCUACUUUUACAGCUUCUUGAUUUUUUUUUACAUACUUGCUGGACUGAGUUUGUCUGAGUCAGUGUUUUCUUUCCUCUGACCCCUCAGCUGACCUCAGCGGGGGAGGACAGCCGUCGAAGAAGAAGAAGCAGAUCUUUAUUUCCUGCAGAGACUCGGUGCUGACCUGCUCAAAGACAGUCUGGGUGGGGAGCCUCUGCUGAUUCAGAUCUGCCUCUUACAUGUUUUUAUCAGAUGUUGAAGAAAAUGUUAUAAAGAUAAUGUUGACUACAUGCUCUUUUUGCUUAUUUCAUGAUUUAUCUUAUCACAGACGAUAAUAAAGGUUCUCACAGUUUUUGCUCUGACAGAACUGAAGAUAUCGAAGUAAAAAAACACUCCAGAAUGUGCUGACUGUGAGCUCAGUUUGCUGCUUCAUCCAUUAACCUCUGAGAGUCCAUUUAAGAUGGACUAAGAUGAAGUGCUGCAGAGUCAGGACACAUUACAAAUAUCCUGAUCGUACAGGAUGUAUCUGAGAGUUUUGAAAUGACCUCACAGAGAUAAGACUCGACCCUGUGGUGCGUCCUGUGAUGUUUUUACUGUCAUCCCAACACGUCAACAGUCUUCAGAACAGGGUGUCCAAGAUAAGUGAGAACAGAUCAGGCCUAAAUGUCAGAGAGGAAGAAUGAAGUGGGUGGUGUUCAAUCUAUUUAAGGUGGGUGGGACGAUCCCGCACUGAGGUGGGGAGAGUAGGAGAGGACGUAAGGUGCAGAAAGAUUACACACCCUGAUAUGAGCAUGAUGCCUCCUCCUCCUCCUCCUUUUUUUUAAUACAGUCUAGUUACAUGGAUCAGGGUGUAACUCAAAAUUGUUAUUAGUCCUGACUAUUUUCUGCUUUUGGACUUUACAGUUUGUCUGAAUUUGAACCUCCUCCUGCUGGAGAUCACGUCCACUUCGUUAAAGACAUCGUCAACUCGAAGAAGGCGACGCUAAACUGAUCAGAGAGCCCACCAGGUCCUGUCUGUGAUCCACCUCCCAUAAAAAGCCAUCAAAGAUACAACAACAUCCAGACUGACAGGGUUUUAUUACAGGUUGUGCUUUCUCUUCACUUCUACCUCAGGUUCCCCGUGGGGAUCUGUCUCCUGAUGUGAAAGUGGAGGAGGAGCUGAAUCAUGAUGAGGAGAAGGUGAGUCAUCUUCCGCCGACGGAGAACAACAGUUUUGAUGCUUUUCCUGCAAAGUAAACACCUAUUAUCUCUGAUACUCCCUCAGGUUCAGGCGCUGACCGGGAGAGGAGCUGCAGAUGGAUCCAGACUCAGAGGAUUUCUGCAGGUAAAUGAGUGAUUCAUUCACUCCAUUAAACCGGCUUUUAAAUGUGGGAAAACCAGACAUGUCCGAUAUCCAAUCCAGUCCACUUAAUUCUUAAAAGAGACAGAGAAACAGAAACCCUCACGCUGGAUUUAAAGCCAAAGAAUAAAAAACGGUUUUUAGACGGGUUUAAAAGUCUGUGAAGUCGCAGCGUUUGUGAUCUGAGGGGCCAGUUUGCUCCACAGUUUGGGGGCCACCGCUGAAAAAACCCCAGGUUUUCAGUCUGGGUUUAAGGAACAACUGUUCAGUGGACCUUAAAGACCUCAAAGGGGUCUGAGAGCUGAGAGGGGGGUGAGAGAUGGACCUUGAAGCUGCUGAGUUUAAAGAUUUAUAUACAAACAAUGAAAUCCUAAAGUGAACAAGGAGGUGAGGAUGGAGGUGAGGAUGGAGGUGAUGUGCUCUGACUAUUUGAAAGGACUCAAACUUUUGUCUUCUGUCAUGAUUCAGAAAGAUGUCUCUCAGCAGACAAGAAGCUCCUCAGAGUUUGUUUACCUCAACCUCCUUCUUAUCAGGGUCAUUCUGUCCCUGGGCUUUUCAGACAUCUGUCUCCUCCUGCUCUUCUCUCCUUUCUCCUUUCUCCUCCUCUUCCUCUCCCUGCUCUCCUCUCUCCUCCUGUAGCUGCCUGACAGUUUGUACUUGUUGUAGAUUCAGUGGUUGUUCAUUAGUCUUAGUAGGAAGUAUUUGAGAGCAGGAGCCUCAUCUACGCUCUGUUCCUCAGGUAUAUUUCUAAGGUUGAUUUUCUAAACUAAAUCAUAUUCAUUGCCCAGCUCUAGUCAGAGUCAUAGGGAAAACGUUUUGGUCCAGGACUAGAACCAGAGGGGCAGAUGAGACCUGAACCCCUCUGAGGCUCUUUAAACCCACACAGCGCUCACAGGAGGAGAUGAGAGUCGUGUGGUCAGCUGUAGAAAAAGCUGCAGUUUGAUCGAAAAUGAAUUAAAAUCCAUUAAAAACAUGAGAAAAGUGAAUUCUGGUUCUCCCUCCAAAGUGUCCUUUAUGCUCACUCACUGUUGGUUCAACAUAAAAGUGACCUCUGGGAGCCCUUCCAGUAAAACUAAGAUAAACUAAUAUCUUUAAAUGGAUAAUUUAACAUUAUUUUAUCUGUUUGAUUAUUAUGCUUAGUGUAAUUCUCCAGAAAGCCUUUUUCACUGUUAUAUAAGUUUAUUCUGUCAUUUGAUUCACAUUUAUUUACUCAGUUUUGAAAUCAUUGAGCUCCAUUCACUGGGUAGAAUUCAUUUUCAGGUUAUUCUGUAUGUUUAUUUUUUAUUUUCUGAUCACAUGAUUAAAAUUUACCGAAGAGUGUCGAACCAGGAUUCACCAGGAUUCCCCAGGAUUCAGGGAAUUAAGUCUGAGAUGCUCAAAUGUCUUCAGUGUGCAGCUUUUAUGGGUUUUUCACGUUCAGCAGCAGUUGGACGGCUGUUUGUAGUAAAGACAUCCUACCAGGUGGUGUCACUGCAGGUCUGUUAAAGCAGCCGCUGCAGCUCCAUAGAGUGCAGAGGGAAAUGUGAGUACAGUCAACCUGGCAUUUAAAUUUAAUUUUCCAUCUAUUUAGAUUCAAAUGGCAUCCAAGCGCUGAGUUCUGGUAAUGAUCCUGAAGUUAGUGAAAGUGUUCAGGGAGUUUGACGGAGGAGGCAUGUCUGUUCUCUCCGUCUUUGUCAACCCCAUAUGGUUUCUCUGAGGCUGGGACAGACCCCAAGCUGCAGCUCAAACCCACACUUUUGCCAAGCCAGAGUUUGUACUGAGCACUUUCCUCCUGCUGAAUUUGUGCCCAACCUCCUAAAUAACACCAAAUGUCAUCUGUUUGGGAAUCAUUGUGUUUCGCCAAGUCGCCUGCUGCAUAAUGCAUUACACCGAGAAACUGUGAAACAUGCCAGUCACAAAGUACGAGGUGACUUCAUGUCUUAAUUAUACAUGCUGGCAGCAAAUUCCCUCCAGCAAUUUCGGAUGCUUUCAAUCAUCUCUGCUGAUCUGGCUGCAAAACAGCACAUUUGUGGACAAAGUGGGGAUCCCACUUGUUGCAGGAAAAAGUAAACACUUAGUUUGUCCUGUAAAGUGAUAAAAAUUCGAGUAAAAGUACAAAAUAAAAGGAUAAAUAACUGAGGUUCAGGUUGGCGGCUGAGGAGGAUAUGAUGUGGUUAUCGGGUUCUUUUAGGUACUGUUUUUAUUUAGGUAAAUUGAAGCCUGUUGGAUGUUUGUAUCAUGUGUGAAUAUCAGUUUCUGAUACAUAUAAUGCCAAUACCAUGUUGUUAAACAUAAUAAUAUGACAUAAAAAUCUACAUUUCUGAGUUUAAAUGAUCCUUUUUUCACAUAAAGGUGGACAGAAAAACUCACAAAUUUCUGUCAGACUGUUAGUAAUUAUUAAAAUAGAAAUAAUUCAGUAUGGUGCAUGGUUAUAUGUAGUUAUCAUAGCAGUGUCUCAGGAGGUAGAGCGGUCAUCCAAUAACUGGAAGGUUUUGAUUUGAUUUGAUUUAUUUGGGAUCCCCAUUAGUCUCGGCCGAGCCUCAGCUAUUCUUCCUGGGGUCCUUAAACCAACUCACAAUAAAUCAAUGCAAAUAUCUGAUAUGUAUAAUACGCCCCAUGUAAAAAUAAAUAAAUAAAAGAAAUGAUAAUAAUAAUUCAUAAAAUAAACACAAACAAUUAAACAAAGAGAAUACAUACAAAUACACAAUACAACAAUACAUAAACAAUAACAGAUAGCUCCUGAGUCGACAGUCAUGUAAAGUAUCUACAUAUAUAUAUAUACAUACUCAUGUAUACAUACAUACAUACACACAAAAUAAACAGCGCCCCCUAGGGGCAGUUUAAGUGUAUAAAAUAUGAAAAAAGUUCCAUCUUGCUGCCCUUUUGGUAGUUUAUCCUUAUUGAACAGUUCAUGUUCUGCAUUUAAGAGCCAAGAUUAAGUUUUUUUGUUUGUUUGUUUUGUUUUACUAGACUGUGAGCGUCACGCAGGAAGCAGCGUUCAUUUUUUUGAUCAUUAUAUACGAAUAAUUUUCUGCCUUUCCACUUAAUUUUGCCGACAUGUUCACAGGAUUGCAGGGAACUAAAAGUUUGAUGCCCAAAAUGCCUCAUCGAUAGAAAUGAUAGAAAUCCAAGAUAUCUAUGAUAUAAACACGACAUACUCAUGCAGCUCCAGACUUUAUGUUUUAAAGAGACUCUCUGUGUGUGUCAUGAUGUUAGGAUGUGGCCGCCUAUAUGGAUAAUUAACAUUCUGGCUCUGUAUGGUGGUUAGCAGGUGACAUUUAGUGGUUUGACAGUGUGUUGGAGCUCAUUAGCAGCUGUCAGUGCUCCUAAUUAAGAGGUCUUAGUUAUUGACAUAUGGCUCUUUUGUUUCCGACUGUCCGGCAUUUUAAUUAAAGUUACAGUGUCAUAAAUCUAUUUGCAUGUCUAAGCAGUCUUCGCUCAGGGCAGCGGCGCUCGUUUCUAAAGCGGGACGCUCGCCUUCUGCAGGGCUGCAGGAACACCUGUUAUGAUGCAUGGAACAAGGUGACACCUCGGCGAAAAGGCCACAGGACCUGUGACCGGCAUGUACACCGCCGAAGCCGAAACUCUUAAGUGUUUGAUGAAUGGCUUUAUGGAUUUGACAUUUGUCUUCUGAGCAUUUGCAUUCUGCACAGGUGGGAAAUGAUAAGUGGGAAUCCUGCAUGGAAAGCUGCACAGACAUAACAGGUGGUGUUUUUGCUCCACUCGGUGCAGAAAAACAUGCGUGGCCCCAGUUUGGGAGUGGAUGUUUUUAAAAUGCCACGUGCAUACUCAUCUAACAAGAGUCCAGUUGCAUGCUGGGAUUUAUCAACGGUUAGUUUUUCUUAUUUUUUAUAACUCUUUGUUAGCUGACAAGGGCAGACAACCUCCAACGAUCUGAGAUAUUUUCACUGUGUGGAAAAAAAAAACACAUACAGCAGCUGUGUCCCAAUUCAGGGUCUGCACCUUUUGAAGGAUGCAGACUCUUUUGUGCCGGCACAGACCUCAGAGUUGAAGAAUCGGUCUGGGCGACGGCGGAGAAGCUCUUAAAACGAUGAAAUUUCACGGAAAAAGAAAAAUAAGAAGAAAUUUUAGAGAGAAAACAGACAAAACUGAGCAGAGUCGAUUAAACGCUGCUGAACACCGUCCAAAACUGUUUACUAUCUGCAGAGCUGGGAGGUUAAUCCAUUUAAGACUCUGUUUACCUGUCAGCAAUCACAUUCACUUUUAACACAGUGAGUCAGUUCAAAGGUAAAAGGAUAUGUGAGUUGUUUUGAAGUGAGGUUACAUGACUUACAUGUGACUAGUAAGUGUUUUAGCCACAGAGGAUGUCGGUUAGCUCCGCCCCUUUAACAAGAAACUGCAGAGAGAGCCGGCAUGCACGCUAGGCUGCAGUUUUCUGCAGACUCGCUGAAUCCACCACCUAAUUUAGGUCACGAUGACUGAUAAAGUUGAUAAAAUCAGUUUUUUACAUGUGAUGCUUGAGAGUCUCUCCUUCUGUUAUAAAUCGUCCUGCAGUGGAUGAUCGAUGGAAAAAGGAUGUUUUUGUUGGUUGGAGACAAAACCGUUCCAAUUAAAUUCAGAUAUAAUGCAGAUAAAUCCUUCAGAUCAUUACAAAUGGGGCCCAGUCAAGGUGAAAGUCAAAAGCAUUGGUGCUACUGUAGAUGCCAACAGACUACCAGCAAACACAAUGUUUGCAGGACUUCUACAACGAGGAUAAAGUGACAUAGUCCAGGACCCGAGGGAGGACAGUUUAGCGAUGGCGCUACAACACGCUACAGCAGGUCCGUUUGACAAGAAACACUUCUGUUACAGACACUUGUCUUACUUUGUUAAAGCGGUUUACCUGUCCAGCAGAAAGGUUACAGGGUCACCAAGAUCCCCAAGCGUCCCCCAUCGUUUAUGUUGACCCGGCUUUUUAGCUCUUGUCAGUUAAGUCAAAUCUGUAUUUGAAAUGAACCUGUAAACCUAAACAUAGCUGUAAACAGAGCAGAGGAAACAUGCAGUUGAAAGUUGAGAUAUUUAUGUUAAAGCAUUAUUGCCCCCUGCUGGUCAGGAGGUCUUCAUGGUGAUUUUUGGAUAUGCAACAUUUAGCGACUUUACACUGUUUUUGUGCUUGUUCACGACUUUUGCAGCGUUUUUCUUUAAAAUCCUUUAUUUUAUAAGAACUGUUAGUAUUGAGAAGUUCAAUUCUAAGGAUAAAUAACAGACUAUAAUGAUCAUAAAUUACAAAAGGUUAAUUAGUGGGGGAUUUGAACCUGUUUGGAUUCUUGCAUGUGCUUCUGAAUGUGCACAGUGAUCAAAUGUGCAGCUUUUCUGUUUCACCUCAUGGGCCGGCGUGUAAAUGCCUUCCCAAAUAUUGCAUUUAGAAGAAGAUAUAGCUCGAGCGUGUUUAACUUUCCAGUGUAACACAGAGUGCACACUGUCUGUCUCCAGUCUGGGUUUCUUCCCAAUUAAGAGCAGUGUCUCUGAGAUUUGGUUCAGCUUAAUUCUAUUGUUGCUGUUGCUGAAAGCUAGAAUAAAAAAUUCUGCUCGGGCCUUGAGGAGACAAGUUGACCAAGAGCGGUGUAAACAGAAAAGAGAAUUCUGUAUUCAAAGCAGAUUUAAAAUGCAAAGUUAUUCAUCGUCAGCUCCCCAGAUUGGUUACAGGGCAUGUGGGAAAGAGAAAGUAAUUAAUAUGAGAUGGAUUCCUCAGCAGCCUCUCACCAGACUGAGACGGCAACAGAUUGGGAGAACAAAAACGGCAGGAAGAGGGUAAAGUUAAAUGUUGUUCUUCUGCAGGGGUGUGUAGACGGUCGGGCGCACACACACUUUCUGAGUGGUUCCACUUCAUGAGAGGAGUUUUAUUCUGCUCCCCCGGCCUCCCUUUCAGGUCUCCUUGUUACGGAGCGUGGUGGGAGGAACCUCCGUUUAACUACGAUCAAAUGGAGCUGUGUUUCUUUGAUCCUCGUCCUCUUUGUGUUUUCCCAAACAUGCACCAAUCAGCACAAAGACUGAAGCCUUAACCGCUGUGAGCCCGGCUCUGUUUCAUGUCACUGUACCUCGUACUGUCAGCUGUUAUUCAUCACAAAAAGCCUUCGCUGGAUUUUAUGACUUUUUCUUGGUUCCUCACGUGGGAAAUUUGUUUAUUUCCAAUUUAGGCUCCAAAAUUUACUUGAUUUUAGCAUCUUUUAACAUGCAACUCAUGCAAAUUAUAAGGAGUAGCUGCAUCAUUAUAUUUCAUAUUUCCCAUCUGAGCGGUGGUAGACGAGUGAAGUGAAGAGAGUUCAGGUGAAGUGAACGAUGCAGAAAAUCUGGAAAACAAGAUGUGAUUUUUUUGGUUGUACUGAAGAUCUUCUAAACACGAAUCCUCAUAUAGAUGCUACUUUAGUUUGCUUGCAGCUGGACUCGUGCUUCUUCCUGCUUGCCUGUGCAGCUGCUACAAAUCUCCGAUCCACACUGCUGUGCAAUGAUUGAUGCCCAUGAAUGGAGCUGAAAUACAGACAGAGAGCGCACACUCUGCAGAAAACACAUUUCCUCUGCCUUUAAAUGACAAUUUAGAGGAAGUAUUUCAUUUGUUUUAUUUAUUUAUUUAGCUUUUCUGCACCAGCACCACUGUGAACAGGUUGGAAAGUGACUUUAUGGGCCAAAUUCUCCAAAAGAAGACAAGAAAAGGUCCAAAUACUGUUUGUUUGCAGCCACACUGAGAGCAAAGCUUUCCUCUGUAAGUCAUGGAUCCUGACAAAAAAGCGUCACAUGUGCAGAGGUGAAUGUUGAGAAUCAAAGUGUUAUUUAUUUAGCGCGGUAAGCGUUUGAUUAGUGCCGAUAGCUUGCGUUAGCAUUCUCGCUAAUAUUAUCAUAUGUAACCUGUAAUAUUUGGUCAAUCAUUUUAGGUUUAUGACCUGCAGGGCUGCAACGUUUCAGAAAAUGACAAGAGUGAGACUUUGGCGUUACAAUGUGCCGACCUGUGGUCAUCAGCAAAAAAAAUGUGGCCUUUUUUAACGUCGAUUUGUACCUUUAAAUAGCAAUAUUUGUCCAACGUCGACAUCAAACUAGUAAAAAUAUUCAAAAAGUGAACCCAUGUGCAAUAAUUUUGUAUGAUCAGUAUUGGGUAGUCGAGGGGUUUUAAGUGUUGGCGCUGUUGUGUGUGAAAGAUAGUUAGAGAUGCCAAGACCCGCCUUACGUUUGUUCUGAUUGGUUUAUAUUGGUGGUGCCUUCCGUGGUUGGCUAGAUAAAGCCAUAAAAGGACUGAUGGAUCAGUCUGGGAUUGGUUAUCUCCGUCAGUCAAUCAGAGUUACGCAAACUACGGCAAGUCAAGUUCAUUAUCAUGAAAAAUAGAGUAUUGAAUAGGGAAAUAUAAGCGUGAGAAAUGACCAAGAACAAAACAGGAGCUAUACCCUCAGUGUACUUCCUGUCAGGCCCCUUUCGGAGGGGCGAGUAUUAAAAGUCCGAAUGUUCAGAGUUAGCUUAUCUCCUGUUGGUUGGAAGUUCCUUCAGGAGUUGCCGGUUGGCAGUCGGCAAAGACUGAUUGACUUUCUCCAGCUUGGCGAGUGUUUUAAAGUGCAUAUUAACCAAGUUGGGAACCUGAACUGUCAA